Messenger RNA from Amphimedon queenslandica, 2866 nucleotides. Its product is annotated as ARF GTPase-activating protein GIT1-like. The coding region runs from base 102 to 2546 and encodes 814 amino acids. Gene Ontology annotation, cellular component: synapse. The record is from RefSeq and is a predicted model, not a curated record. Gene Ontology annotation, biological process: brain development; regulation of ARF protein signal transduction; regulation of G protein-coupled receptor signaling pathway. Gene Ontology annotation, molecular function: GTPase activator activity; small GTPase binding. NCBI's taxonomy places the organism in Eukaryota, Metazoa, Porifera, Demospongiae, Haplosclerida, Niphatidae. The transcript is spliced from 16 exons.
AAAAAAAAGACUACGACUAAGUCGUCGUGUUUCUCCUUUCUCCCUCUCCCCCCCCUCUCUCUCUUUAUAUUUUUUUAUUAUUUUCAUUUUAGGGAGAGAAUAUGUCUCAAAGUAUUUGUGCUGACUGCAGUGUGUCAGAUCCUAGUUGGGCGUCCAUUAAUCAUGGUGUGUUGAUAUGUGAUGAGUGCUGUAGUGUCCACAGAAGUCUUGGACGUCAUAUCUCAUUCAUUCGCUCACUCCACAGCACCUGCUGGCCCCCUGCAAUGAGAGAGAUGGUUAGUACGUUAGUGCGUAAAGGCUCUAACUCAAUUUGGGAGCAUGCCCUUCACGACAGCUCCAAAGUCAAAAUAAAGAAACCGUCUCCAAGGGACAAGAUACAUCCUACGAAGCAUGAUUUUAUAGUGGCUAAGUACAAGCACCUGGCUUUAUUGCCACGAGCUUCUCUUAAAGAAUCACCUAACAUGAUAGAAGACUUGAGCAAACAACUCCAUGCGAGUGUAAGGACUAGUAAUCUUGAAACUUGUCUCCGCCUACUUUCCCUCGGAGCUGAUCCUAACUACCUCCAUUUGGAUCGUGGUAAUACUCCAGUUCAUGUAGCGGCUCAUGCUGGUCAGGCUAUGCAGGUGGAACUGUUACUAGUCCAUGGAGGGAACCCCACGGCACUAGACCUGCUAGGCCACACCCCUGAGGAGUGUGCCAGGAUAGCUGGACACCACCAGCUGGCCGACCGACUGAUUGAGUGUCAGUAUGAAUUGACUGAUAAACUCUCUCUCUUUGUGAGUGGGCGGAAACCAAUGCAUACCAUUGGAGAACACUUUCUAGUUCCGCCAGGAGUGAGCAUCAGUGGCCCUGUUAGUGAUGCAAGAGGUAAGCUUCAGGAGUUGAGUAAUGAACAGUUUGAGGAGCUAGCCUCUGAUGUUUAUGAUGAAGUGGAUAGAAGAGAAUGCGAUUCAAUUUGGUUAACGACUCAACAGCUCCAGAAUUCAAUUGCUUUUCUUCCUGUGAAUCCAACUUUAUCGUCUACUCGUAACCAAGGGCGACAGAAACUGGCCACACUGGAUUCAAACGAGUUUUGUCAGCUGGCGAUUGACAUCUUAUUGGACACUAAAGCAAGACAAGAACUGAGCAUUAAGACUGGUGAACGUUCCGGUACUAUAGUUCCUGCAGUGGGUGUGGCUAUGCCGGAACAUGAUUAUGAGGAUGUGCCUGUGGAAGGGGAUGCAGGUGUGGCUAGUCCUGAGACCACCCCUACCAGAGAUAAGAACCCUCGCUCUAAACUGACUCCGCCCGUAGAGAGCAUGUACAGUAUGAUUGGAUCCAGUGAUAUCGGGACCACACCCACACCACGCCCAUAUUCUUAUUCCUCGUCUCAAGACGAUAAUUAUAAUCGGCUCCGUGAAUCACAGAGACUCUCCAGUGAGGUUCAGGAUGAGGAGGGAUACAGUACUGUACCAUCAGAGACUAAGGGACCACUCCCUCCUCCUCCUUUGAAGCCACGCCCCCAGACUACAUACGCACGGUUACACAAUAAGGGCGGGGCUAAGAGUGAGAGGGCUAAGCCUGAAGGAGGAGAGGAAACGGUUAGUAAAGUGAAGUUUACUGUCGUCAUGGAGCAGUUAAGAAAAAUACAGCAAGAGAAGGAGGAGCUUGAAACACAAAAUGAAGUCUUAAAUCGAAAAGUAGCUGAACUACAGAAACAGCUAAAUAAGGUGAUAGAAGAGAACUCUGGUUUGCGUCGCUCGUCAAACGAGUCCAUCACUCCUAAAACCCCAACCUCUCCAGCCCCACCCACUAUUGUGGAACCAACAGAGACCGCACCUACUGUCACACCUCCAACUAAUGGGCAGAUUGACGAUAAUCAAUAUGCAGCAAUAGCUAAAAGAGCUAAACCUAAGCCGCCUCCUAAGACUGCCGUUAAGAAAGUUAUAUCUUUGCCGUCAGGAGAUGUCCCACCCACACACCCUAGUAAAACCACACCCACUACAGCGUCUCCGGUUCCUGUUCUUAAAAACAGGCAAUCAUUGUCUAGUUUUGAAAGCCACAGUCCAUCAUCGCCAGUUCCAACUGGUAAAGUGACUCCUCUUGAUGACGUCACAUUUGAUGAGAACCCUCGGCUGGUGGCCACACCUCCCCCUCCUCCCCCUCACAGGAAAUCCCAACAGUCUAUCCCGCCCCCUCACAUAAUUAAUCCCCCUACAGCUCUCCCUUCAAUGACAGAUAUACAGGCUUGUAUCAAGGAGACCACACAGUGUAUUCAAGUGUUGCUAAAAGCUGCUCAGUCACAGAGACAGAGCGAGUUUUCAUCCUGUUCACUAGCAAUAGCGACAACAAUCACCAAACUGACUGACCUCUUCCCUAAAUGGACAGAACCAGAGGAGGUCUAUGCUUCCAUUAAAGAGUUGGAAAGAGCCUCCACUCAUUUACAAAAGGAGUGUCAGACCCCGUCUCAGGAUGACCUUGCUUACCACACAAGACAAGUCAUGAAUGGAGCUUACGAUGUUGCUAAAGCAGCCCGAUUCCUUGUCACCUGUAUGGAGAAACUGUAACGUAUUCCUUUCACUAUAAACACCUUAACCCUAUUGAUAUUUUAGAAGGACAUUGCAACAUGAUAAUGUGGCAUGUUAUUAUUAUUAUUAUUAUUAUAUUAUUAUUAUUAUUAUUAUUAUUAUUAUUAUUAUUAUUAUUAUUAUUAUGCUCUCAUACAAGAAUUUCCUUUUUUAGUCCAUUGGCACAAUUAAGUUUUUGUCAUUAUUAAUUUUGCUAUUUUUUAGUAAAAAAAGAUUUUUGUAGUUUUUCAACAGAAAGAGUCAUUAAUAAACCUAACAAUUAACUCGUAAUUAACUUAAAAGUUUUUCAUAACAAAAGC